AUGGAGACCCGCCGACCGGCCACGCUGGGUGUCUCAAUCACCUUCUUCGUCAUCGCGAGUGUCUUUGUCGCGCUCCGAUUCAUCUCGCGCAUCUUCGUGGUUAGGAGAGUCGGGUUACACGAUUACUUGAUGCUGGUCGCAUGGCCUCCCCCGACGAGCCUUCCCUGGCUGUCUCGCGCGCGCGCGCAUGGGCGACCUCCCCAGAUCAUUGACUUCGGCUUCUCGUUUUCCCUUUUCUACGCGACAAAGAACGGACUCGGUCUCCAUAUCGACGAUAUCCUGCCGGAGCACAAGGAUGCCCUUAACAGGGCCAAUUAUGCGUUUACGGUCCUCUACAAUCCGGCGCUCAUGGCCGUCAAAACCUCCAUUCUCGUUUUCUACCUGACCUUGACGCGCAACCAGAAAGUAUUCCGGUGGGCCAACUAUGUCACUCUGGCCGUGGUCAAUGCCGCAGGCUUCGCCUUGACGAUGAUCACCGUCUUCCAAUGCCGUCCUAUUUCGGCGGCCUUUUUCUCGACUGCCCCUGGCGGGGCAAGCUGCACCGAUAUUGUCACCCUCUACCUGUCCUCGUCUCCUGUGAACAUCAUCACCGAUCUCGUCAUCUUACUUCUUCCAAUGCCGAUCCUGACCCAAAUGCGCCUGCCAUAUAAGCAGAAAGCGAUUUUGGUCAUCACUUUCGGUUUCGGUUUCUUCGUGGCGGUAGUUGAUGUGAUCCGAAUCGCUUUUCUUCAGCAAGCGGCUACCUCGCGCCAAAUGGACCUGCAGUCCGUUCAUCUUCAAAGCUUUGGAGGCACAGACUUCAGCUGGUACGCGUCGCUUUCCUUCAUGUGGUCCGUUGUCGAAGUCAAUGUCUCCAUUAUCUGUGGUUGUGUACCAAGUCUCAAGCCUCUCGUGGCUCGCCUUAUGCCGAAACUGAUCAGGGAUACCGAUGAUCCUCAUACCAGUCCUCAUGGCAAUUAUGCAUCCGGAGAGAGCCCUGUGGCAAUGCCUGCACCGGUUGCGUUGCCAAACGCUUGCGCAACACCUUCAACGUCACGGGCAGACAGCAGCGGUAGCAAGCCAUCCCAAGCCAGGAGUGGCAGCAUCACCGGUCCCAGUGACCCUAAUGAGCCCAUGGGUCUCCUGGACUUCCUGGGUCACCCGGGAACAGGGUCCCAUGACGCAGAAGCCAACACCCACACAAGCAUAUCCUACCCACCCAACAUCACAUUCUUCGACUUUGUCAAUAUGAAGAAACCCGAGAGCAUGCUUAAGCUAAAUAACAAGGAGUCUAUUGCGCCUAUCGCUUUGACCACUAUGUUAUUCUUCCUCUGGGGAUUUGCAUAUGGCUUGCUCAGCAUGUUGAACGCCCAGUUCCAGACCAUCGUCCACCUGGACUCGUGGCACUCGCUCGGUCUUCAUGGUGCCUAUUUCGGAGGCUAUGUGGUGGCGCCCCUCCUAGUUGGUCGACCAGUCCUGAAGAUUUGGGGUUUCAAGUCUACAUUCAUCACCGGCCUGUGCAUCUACGCCUGCGGCACCCUAGUUUUCUGGCCAUCUGCCGUGCUCACAUCCCCCACCGCAUUCACCAUCUCAAACUUCAUCGUGGGUUUUGGCCUUGCAGUAUUAGAAACUGCAGCCAACCCAUUUAUUGCGCUCUGCGGUCCCCUUGAAUAUUCCGAAAUCCGACUCAACAUCUCGCAAGGCGUCCAAGCUGUCGGCAGCGUCCUCUCUCCGCUCCUGGCGAAGAAAGUCCUCUUCAAAAAUGUCCAAGACAUUGCUUCCCUAGUCGACGUCCAGUGGACGUACCUCGGCAUCGCCCUCUUCGACGUCCUUCUCGCAGUAGCCUUCUACUACCUCCCUGUCCCAGAAGCCUCAGACGAAGACCUCAAAGAACUUGCCAACCGCCGCCGCGAAGACAACAUGACCAAGGUCGCCGGUAUUCCCGUCGUCUGGCUCACCCUGGCCCUGGGCGUCUGGUGCCAGUUCUUCUACGUGGCCGGCCAAGAAGUUCUCGCCACAAGUGUGGACCGAUUUACCAACGCUUCAAACGAAAGUUCCUCCCUAGGACCAUUCGAAUUCCUCACAAUCGGCCACAGCGUCUUCGCUGUCGGCCGCUUCCUUACUGCCUUCGCUCAAUGGUUCAUCAAACCUCGCUGGAUCCUCGUGUUCUCUUAUAUCGGCAUGAUCGUCUUCACCGUCCUGUGCAUGAACACAACCGGAAACGCCGCGAUCACCAUGCUGAUGUUCGUCUACCUCUUCGAAAGUGGCGCGUUCAGCACCAUCUUCGCUAUUUCCCUCCGUGGGACGGCCCAGCAUACAAAGACAGCAGCCGUCUUCUUGGCCACGGCUAUUGGCGGCGGGACAUUUUUUCCUUUCGCCGAGUACGCUGCGUACUUGAAUCAUGGUACCCGGUACUCCUUUUGCGUCAUUGUCGCUCUCUUCGCAGCUGGUGCGAUUUUCCCAAUCUACCUCAACCUGGUCCCGGCUGUCAAGAAACAGGUCGAUCCCGUUCCGGACGAGUAUCUUCGUCGUCAGCAUCGUAGAAAGACCAAGACGAAUGUGGCUGGUGAUCUACCACGCGAAAAACACAAUCCUUCAGUCGGCGGUGUUCUGUCAAGAAGACGCAGUCUCGUCGAGGACCCGGGUUUGAUACCCGAUCUAACUUCCCCCGGUGAAACGCAUCAGGCACUUUCUACUGGUGUCAUUCAGAAUGAGAAGGGGGGUGAAAGCUUGCCUGGCUUGUCGGAAUCGGAGAGAGAACAGAGUGGCCGGCGAUGA
Penicillium argentinense is the source of this 2757-nucleotide messenger RNA. Its product is annotated as putative MFS monosaccharide transporter. Gene Ontology annotation, molecular function: transmembrane transporter activity. The record is from RefSeq and is a predicted model, not a curated record. Gene Ontology annotation, biological process: transmembrane transport. NCBI's taxonomy places the organism in Eukaryota, Fungi, Ascomycota, Eurotiomycetes, Eurotiales, Aspergillaceae. Bases 1 to 2757 code for a protein of 918 amino acids. The transcript has 5 exons.